ACAGGAGCCAAUGAGCGGAACAUUUGAACUGCACACCGGGGAUAGUGCCGUGUUAUGAAAGUCAGGGCUGUCCCGCUGGGAGGUGUAGCAGUAGCACUGCUGUGGGAAAAUGGCAAGCACGGCCCCAGGGAGCAGGGAGCUAAGCCUUAUGGACAAGCAGAUCCGCAACUUGCUGGAGAUUUGCUUGCAUUCCCAUCUCUAUUCCAUCAAUUUACAUUGUAAUCACAUUUCCAAGAUUGAAGGACUUGGACACCUCUGUUACUUACAGCAUCUGGACCUUUCAUCUAAUCUUAUAACUAAGAUUGAAGGGCUGGACUCCUUGACAUGUUUGCAGAGCCUGAAUCUGUCUUGUAACAAACUGACAUGGGUAGAAGGGUUGGGAAAGCUAUUUAAUCUCAAGAAGUUGAAUUUGUCGUAUAACCGCAUACAAGACCUUACCGGUUUUAUACCCCUUCAUGGAAGGAAUCAUAAACUGAGCCACCUGUAUCUUCAUAGUAAUUGCAUUAAUAACAUUGAAGAAGUUCUCCAGAGUAUGGUGGGAUUGAAUUGCUUGCUUCACCUUACAUUAGAGCAAAAUGCAAAAGGAAACCCUGUUUGUAAUGUCUUAGGAUACAGAGAAAUAAUCCUGGAAAACUUGCCUCAGUUAAACUCUUUAGAUGGGAUAGACAGGUCUGGUGUUCCAGUCACAGCACAUGAGGUGGAUUCAAUGGAUUUAGCUAAUCUGGACUUUUUGGAAUACCUUAUAAAUUUUGACAGUGGAAGAAAAGAAGUGAAGGAAUCUGCAAGUGGACCUGUAAAAACAGCUCGAAUUGAUGAAGUUCUAACCAAGUACCGAAAGCAGAGAGCUGCCUCAGAGGCUAUUAACUUUAGCACAGAUAUUACAUCCUCAUCUGAGCAUGAUAUUGCCCGGUUCCAUGAUAACAGCAACAUAUUGCGUGAGAUAAGAAUUAAGAAAUUGGAGGAUCAGAUUUCAGAACUUCUUAUGAAGGCUUCCUGCCCAAUCUCAGAACAGACUACACUGAAAGCCAAGAGAGAUACGGAUUUCACUACAGAAAGUGACUCUGAAAGUUCAAAGGAUAACAGAAAGGGUAGUACAACAAGAACCCCUGGGUGUCGUAAAACAAGCCAGGCUUCUAAGCAUCAGAAGCAUCAGGCCAGCCAGCAGUCGAAAGGCAGAACAUCUGUCGGUGAGCCAAAACAGAAUGUAUCAAGGAAACAACCUCUUUCCAAGACUCAGAGUAAAGCAGAUAUUGAGACUAGUGUGUCAUCUGGGCGAACGGGCAGUACAGGACAGAUACCUGGAAAGCCCCAUGCUCUAGAAGGGAGUCUAAAAAAGAAAGGGGAGCUCAUCAGAAAUGCAACCGAGGAAUCUACAUACAGAGCACUUGUGCAAGAUCUGGACCAGGAACGAGAAAGGAGGUGGAAGGCUGAACAAGUUGUCUUGAAGUUAACAGAUAGUAUAAAGGAACUACAAAACCAGGCCAAAGAAGAAAAAGACGUUAACAGUAUGGCUGUUUAUACCACUGAUAGGAUAAAAGAACUGCUUUUUAAGGAAAAAAGUGCAAAAUCUAAACUCCAGGAACUGAUCCAUCAUUUGAAAGAAGAGAAUCAAAAACUUGCAGAUGAACUAAAGAAAUUGAAAGACAAGGAGGAAGACUAUCAAAGAGCGUAUAAAUCUAUGGAUGAUACAUUAGCUAAACUGGAGACACAACGUAUACAACAAGCAGCCCUUGAGAUGAAACAAGUCCAAGAAGCUGAGCGCAAAGUAUCAGCUUCCCAAAGAGAAAUAGACUUGCUUCGAGCCUCUCUUCGUCAGCAAAAAGAAAAAGUUCAUCAGCUUCAUGAACUGCUUACGUCAAAGGAGCAAUUACACAGAAAGGAACUGGAAGCCAGAGUUGCACUUAAUGGGCCUGAAUUUCAGGAUGCGCUGGCUAAAGAAAUGGCCAAAGAAGCACAUCGCCACAGUCAAGAAAUACAUUCAUUUCAAGAGAAGAUGAAUUUGCUGACUCGGCAGUACGCUGAUCUAGAAGAUGAGUUUCGUGCGGCCUUGAUCAUUGAAGCAGGAAGAUUUAAAGAUGUUAAAGAUGGUUUCGAUAACGUUGCUGCAGAGUUGGCAGAGCAUAAGGAGAUUGUUAACCGCUGUCUGCAAAAGGAAAAGCAAUCGGCCACUUUAAUUCAGGAGCUUACUGCCAUGGUGAAGGAACAGAAAGCAAGAAUUGCAGAGAUCACCAAGGCUAAACAAGAUAUCAUAAGUGAUUUAAAAAGCAAAAUACACUCUCUGGAAAAAGUGGCUGAAGAGGGAAGACAGAAAACUGUUCAGAUUGAACUUCUUAAGCAAGAAAAAUCAAAACUGAUUUCACAGCUCACUGCCCAGGAGUCAUUGAUAGAUGGAUUAAAAGCAGAGAGGAAAAUCUGGGGGCAAGAGCUAACACAACAAGGUGUGUCACUUGCCCAGGAUAGAGGAAGACUUGAAGCCAAAAUUGAAGUUCUUUCUACUGAGAUUGAAAGUUUGAAAAAGCAGAAUGAACGUGAUACUGACACACUGAGAAUAAAAACCAAAGUUGUGGAUGAUCAGACAGAGACUAUAAGGAAACUGAAAGAGGGUCUGCAGGAGAGAGAUGAGCGAAUCAGAAAGCUGAGAGAGGAAAAUAUUCAGCUUGAAAAAACUCUUAGAGAACAAAGUGACGAACGGACAACACAACUGGAAGAGCUGAAAGAAAAGCUGGAAAGGCAGACAGAGAGAAAGGAGGAAGUCAAACAACUUCUAGAGGAAAAGGAAUCUGAGCUGGAAGAUGUAAAGAAAGCUUACAGCGCAAUGAAUAAAAAGUGGCAAGAUAAAGCAGAAUUACUAAGUCAGCUUGAAACACAAGUCAGACAGAUGAAAGAGAAUUUUGAUGCCAAGGAAAGGAAGCUGAUUGAAGAGAGAGACAAAAGCCUUCAGUCUCAGAAGGUGACCACGGAGAAGCUUCGGUCUGUGGACGAUGCAUUUCGAAGGCAACUGGAAUCUGUUCUUUCUGCCCACCAGGCUGAGCUGAUCAAGCUGGCAAGUGACAAGCAAAAAGAAAUUGAAGCAGCAAAUGAAAGAGUUUACCAAGUUGAAGAAGAAAUGCGGCAGCUUUUGAAAGAAACUGCUAACAGUAAAAAAAUCAUGGAGGCAAAAAUAAAACGUCUUACCGGCGCUUUCAGUGACAUCCAAAAGGAAUUUUAAUGUUUUGGGUGUUUUUACUUUUGAAAACAAAUAAGGGGCAAUAAUUUAUUCCUAGAAUAUUAUGUAUAUAGCUGUACAUUGCUUGUCUGCUGCUAAUAUACAUGUAUAUAAAAUACAAAUUUUGUGCCAUAAAUGUUACUACGGAUGUUUUCAAAGAACAUAAUUUGUAAUAAUUACUAAGUUGUCAUGGUUGUCUGAUACCAUCUGCUUUUAAACAAAUAAGUGGGUACGUUAAAUAGUUGCUUUAAAUCAAUAAUAAAUUCCUUUAAAGCUGGCCCCCAA
Xenopus tropicalis (tropical clawed frog) is the source of this 3490-nucleotide messenger RNA. It is a transcript of the gene lrrcc1, whose product is annotated as leucine rich repeat and coiled-coil centrosomal protein 1. The coding region runs from base 110 to 3208 and encodes 1032 amino acids. The transcript is spliced from 19 exons. The record is from RefSeq and is a predicted model, not a curated record. Gene Ontology annotation, cellular component: centriole. Lineage: Eukaryota; Metazoa; Chordata; Amphibia; Anura; Pipidae.